Molecule: messenger RNA, 417 nt
Organism: Trichoderma virens Gv29-8
Lineage: Eukaryota; Fungi; Ascomycota; Sordariomycetes; Hypocreales; Hypocreaceae
Exons: 2
Cellular component (GO): cytoplasm
Source: RefSeq, a predicted model, not a curated record
AUGUAUGCGAAGAAUACAGUCGCCGCGCAAGAGGGUUCAGGCAAUAACCUACUGGCUCCAUCUAACAGCACUCAGGCCAACUCGAUCGGUGGAACGGGCCCGCAUAAGCAAAUUAUCAUACGACCACUCUAUCCGGGGCUCGUGAAGCGCCUUGCUUAUGACCUUGAGAUUAAGUCAUUACGAGAUAAAGAAAGUCAAGAGGCCAGAGCGAAGAAGAUUUGCGUGCAGUUGGCCAAGGAAGAGGGUCUUGAAAUAGAAAUUCUCGACGCUGAGCUACAGAGUGACUGGAGUAGAAUAACAUUUUACUAUCUUGACGAUAGAGAUACUAAUGUUAGCUCGUUGAUUACGGAGCUCUAUAAGGUCUAUAAGACACAUAUAGCGAUGUCUGCAAUCAAGCCAUUAUCGCUCCCUGGUCCA